Molecule: messenger RNA, 1457 nt
Organism: Protobothrops mucrosquamatus (brown spotted pit viper)
Lineage: Eukaryota; Metazoa; Chordata; Lepidosauria; Squamata; Viperidae
Product: betaine--homocysteine S-methyltransferase 1
Exons: 8
Coding region: 67-1293 (408 amino acids)
Molecular function (GO): betaine-homocysteine S-methyltransferase activity; zinc ion binding
Source: RefSeq, a predicted model, not a curated record
GCUUUGUUAGAGGAGAGUUGUGCCCUGGCGGCGGACGAGAAGUGCGGCCAGCGGGAAUAGUUCGUCAUGGCACCUAUUGGAGGAAGCUCUAAAGCAAAGAAGGGUAUUUUAGAACGGCUAGAUGCUGGAGAAAUUGUGAUUGGUGAUGGAGGAUUUGUCAUUGCUCUUGAAAAGAGAGGUUAUGUAAAAGCUGGACCUUGGACUCCUGAAGCUACUGUAGAACACCCUGAAGCAGUUCGUCAGCUUCAUCGAGAAUUCCUCAGGGCUGGAGCAAAUGUUUUACAAACAUUCAGCUUUUAUGCCAGUGAUGAUAAAUUAGAGAACAGAGGAAAUUAUGCAGCUGAUAAAUUUUCUGGCCAGAGAAUAAAUGAAGCUGCUUGUGACAUUGCAAAAGAAGUUGCUCAAGAAGGUGAUGCUUUGGUGGCUGGAGGUGUUAGUCAAACACCUUCAUACUUAAGCAGCAAAAGUGAAGCUGAAGUGAAAGCAAUCUUUCGAAAACAGUUGCAAGUUUUUAUCAAAAAAGAAGUGGAUUUCUUGAUUGCAGAGUAUUUUGAACAUGUUGAAGAAGCCAUAUGGGCAGUUGAAACUUUAAAAGAAUCUGGGUUGCCAGUUGCAGUUACUCUGUGCAUUGGCCCAGAAGGAGACAUGAAUGGUAUACCACCAGGAGAAUGUGCUGUUCGACUAGUUAAUGCUGGGGCUUCUAUUGUUGGAGUAAAUUGCCAUUUUGAUCCAGCUACUUGUCUAAGAACUAUAAAACUCAUGAAGGAAGGUUUGGCAGCUGCUAAACUAAAAGCACAUCUGAUGUCACAGCCACUUGCUUUUCAUACCCCUGAUUGUGGGAAGCAAGGUUUCAUUGAUCUACCAGAGUUUCCUUUUGCUUUGGAGCCAAGAAUUUUAACCCGAUGGGAUGUUCACAAAUAUGCAAGAGAAGCUUACAAUUUAGGGAUCAGAUAUAUUGGUGGAUGCUGUGGAUUUGAACCAUAUCAUAUCAGAGCAAUUGCUGAGGAGCUGGCCCCAGAAAAGGGCUUUUUACCCCGUGCUUCUGAAAAACAUGGUAGCUGGGGGAGCGAUUUGAGUAUGCAUACUAAACCCUGGGUUAGAGCAAGGGCUAGAAAAGAGUACUGGGAGAAUAUGUUACCUGCUUCAGGUCGACCAUAUUGUCCCUCACUGUCAAAGCCAGAUGAUUGGGACGUGACCAAAGGUGAUCUGAUACAGCAGAAAGAAACAACAACUGAACAACAGCUGAAAGAGCUUUUCAAGAAACAGUCAUUCAAAUCCAAAACUGUAUCUUAAAUUAGCAGCAAUUAAAAAUUACAAUCAAUAUUAAAUGAAGAGAUGAUACGGGCAAAUGUAAUUCAUAGACAUUAAAAUAUAACUUCAAACAUUACUUUUUUUCUAACAUGGUUAUAUGCACAUAAGAAAGAUUCCUCAUCUUUGAUUGUAUUGAGAUUAUUUUA